Molecule: messenger RNA, 2046 nt
Organism: Alexandromys fortis (reed vole)
Lineage: Eukaryota; Metazoa; Chordata; Mammalia; Rodentia; Cricetidae
Product: 4'-phosphopantetheine phosphatase-like
Exons: 9
Coding region: 738-1865 (375 amino acids)
Biological process (GO): coenzyme A biosynthetic process
Cellular component (GO): cytosol; nucleus
Molecular function (GO): ATP binding; pantothenate kinase activity
Source: RefSeq, a predicted model, not a curated record
AGGGAGAGACUGGAAGGGGCCAGGGCAAGAUCCAUUCUUCAAGGCUAAUGUGGUCUUUGCUCCCAGCACUCAGGACGCAGAGACAGGCAAAUCUCAGCAAGUGUGAGGCCAGUCUGGUCUGCAUAGUGAGUUCAAGGCCAGCCAAGGCUACAUAGUAAGAUCCUAUCUCAGUGUAUAUGUACGUGCAUACAUACAUACAAACAAACAUGCAUAUUACACUCUUCCAAGGCAAGCAAGCCCCUAGUGACUACUUUCUCAGCCAGGCCCCGCCUCCCACAUUCUACUUCAUGAUGGUCUUACCCUUUAAGUCCAUCAGUAGACUCCAUCGGUGAAGAGCUCUUGUGAGCCGCUCCCCUUCCAGGGUCCAUCUCUGAAUACUGCUUGCACGUGGGCCACUUUGGGGACACUUCAGAAUCAAACCAUGUGCCUUCUUGUGCAUUUCCCUCCUUUUCCACUGCCAGCACUGUGUGUGGUAGUAGUGCUAGCCCCAGGGAGGUGUGACGGCAGGGCUACAGCCACUAAACUUGGAGCUCAGGCAGGCUAGGUGGUUGUGACCACAGUAGGAAUACCCAACCCUCUUUCAGACAUCUGGGUAAGCCUGAGUCUGGGGCACAGCCCUGGACCCCAAACGACCCCCAUUGGUGGACAUAAAUUUGAGCCGUAUUGUUUGUAGCUGCCAGUAAGACCCUGCAGUCUGUUCCUGUCUCCCAAAGCCCCAGGGGGGAUGCUCAGCAAGGAUGGUGUCUUUAAAAGCUGAAACGUCAGACAAGGCCGUCCCCAUUAUUGCCGUAGAGACUGGUCUUAGCUGUGCAGGUGUGCUCCAGCACAGCUGGGCAAAGCCCCACCAGCCUGUGCCUACCCUCGGGCUGUGCCCAGGUGCAGGGCAGAGCUUUUUUGACACCCUCUGCUGCUGGCAGGUGGUGAAGCGAGCUGUUGCCAGCCAGCCAGAGUCCAUCGAUGCAGCUGAGAGGGCGGAGAAGUUCCGGCAGAAGUAUUGGAGUAAACUGCAGACACUGCGGCACCAGCCCUUUGCCUACGGGACACUGACUGUGCGCAGCCUGUUGGACACGAGAGAGCACUGCUUGAAUGAGUUCAACUUCCCAGAUCCCUACUCCAAGGUGAAGCAGAAAGAAAACGGCCUCGCACUGAAGUGCUUUCAGAGUGUGACGCGCUCGCUGGACUCUCUAGGCUGGGAAGAGCGGCAGCUGGCCCUGGUGAAGGGGCUGUUAGCUGGGAAUGUCUUCGACUGGGGAGCCAAGGCCGUGUCUGAUGUCCUUGAAUCAGACCCCCAGUUUGGGUUUGAAGAAGCAAAGAGAAAAUUGCAAGAACGGCCCUGGCUUGUGGAUUCCUACACCAAGUGGCUCCAGAGGUUAAAGGGGCCCCCUCAUAAAUGUGCCUUAAUUUUCGCAGAUAACAGUGGGAUAGACGUCAUUCUGGGAGUCUUCCCCUUUGUCAGGGAGCUACUCUGUAGAGGGACGGAGGUCAUCUUGGCAUGCAACUCAGGCCCUGCCCUGAAUGAUGUCACCUACAGUGAGUCCCUCAUUGUGGCAGAACGCAUUGCGGCCAUGGACCCCAUUGUCUGCUCUGCACUCAGAGAAGACAGGCUGCUGCUAGUGCAGACUGGUUCCAGCUCCCCGUGCCUGGAUCUCAGCCGCCUAGACAAGGGACUGGCCGUGCUGGUGCGAGAACGUGGUGCGGACCUGGUGGUCAUCGAGGGAAUGGGCCGUGCCAUCCACACCAACUACCAUGCAUUGCUGCGCUGCGAGAGCCUCAAGCUGGCAGUGGUAAAGAACGCCUGGCUGGCAGAGCGGCUAGGGGGCCAGCUCUUCAGUGUCAUCUUCAAAUACGAGGUUCCCACCGAGUGAGACGCCCACUGCCAGACCUGCCUGCCUGUCCCUCGUCAGGAAUAUGAUUUACUGUGAGGAGCCUAAGUCACACCGGAAUAUUGAAACCAUGCUUCUGUGACUGACAGCACAUGUUCCAGGGCCACCCAACCUAGCAGUUGUCCUGUGGGACACUGCUGUUGGGAUGUAUUUAACUGUUAAA